AUGGAAGACCAACCAUCCCACAGUUUGUGCUUUACCGGUCAUGUGGGAUCAGAUGACUGGGUCAUUUUGGCCGCCCUCGAACGUCUUCGAGAUGUCUGUGGUUUGGCGUUUGGAAAGCAUACCGACGAAGUUCCACCGGCCGUGAUGUUGAAGAUUCUGAAAAUGAGAGGAAAUGCAAAAGAUUUCUUUCGUCAAUUUCUUUUUGGUAGUGCAAAGUAUCCCAUUACCAGGGUGAUGCCUUAG
Paracoccidioides lutzii Pb01 is the source of this 243-nucleotide messenger RNA. RefSeq lists its product as hypothetical. The record is from RefSeq and is a predicted model, not a curated record. The coding region runs from base 1 to 243 and encodes 80 amino acids. The transcript has 2 exons.